This is a messenger RNA of Cajanus cajan (pigeon pea), 837 nucleotides long. RefSeq names its product signal peptidase complex subunit 3B. The record is from RefSeq and is a predicted model, not a curated record. Gene Ontology annotation, biological process: protein targeting to ER. Gene Ontology annotation, cellular component: signal peptidase complex; membrane. Lineage: Eukaryota; Viridiplantae; Streptophyta; Magnoliopsida; Fabales; Fabaceae.
UACUCGAAUAUUCAGAAAAGUCGGAUUCAAUAAAAAAAAAAAAACACAUUUCCACUAAAGCUACGAAAAGGGGCGGUGGACAGGAGAAAUGGUAGUCUAGUCUAGUCUAGCACCAGUCUCUUGCUCUUAAAUUAACCCCUCUCCUUUCAUUAAUCAAAGAAGAAACAAAAUGCAUUCGUUCGGCUAUAGAGCCAACGCGUUGGUGACCUUUGCCGUAACGAUUCUGGCCCUUAUGUGCGGCAUGGCCUCUCUAUCCGACAACUUCAACUCCCCCUCUCCCUCUGCGCAUGUCCAGGUGUUGAACAUCAACUGGUUUCAAAAACAGCCCAAGGCCAACGACGAGGUGAGCAUGACAUUGAAUAUUUCAGCAGAUUUGCAGUCUCUUUUCACAUGGAACACAAAACAGGUUUUUGUUUUUCUAGCUGCUGAGUAUGAAACUCCUAAGAAUUCCUUGAAUCAGAUAUCUCUAUGGGAUGGCAUCAUUCCCAAUAAAGAGCAUGCAAAGUUUUGGAUUCAUACAUCAAAUAAGUACCGAUUCAUUGACCAGGGUAGCAAUUUGCGUGGCAAAGAAUAUAACCUAACCAUGCAUUGGCAUGUUAUGCCGAAGACGGGCAAAAUGUUGGCAGAUAAAAUAGUCAUGCCAGGUUACCGGUUGCCAGAGGAAUAUAGAUGAUGCCUUCUUGUCAUGUUAAUUAUUUUGCUGUAACUUUAACCUUUUCUAUAACUGAUAUAGAAGGUUAGUUCAAAGAACUAGAAUCAAGGAUUGUGUUUUCGUAAGUGAAAUCAAAUAGCGUUUAAAUGAAUACUUGGAAAUUGGAAGUUUGACUGUUCAAUUUU